Vigna angularis (adzuki bean) is the source of this 1951-nucleotide messenger RNA. RefSeq names its product ACT domain-containing protein ACR4. The record is from RefSeq and is a predicted model, not a curated record. Lineage: Eukaryota; Viridiplantae; Streptophyta; Magnoliopsida; Fabales; Fabaceae. The transcript is spliced from 9 exons. The coding region runs from base 287 to 1648 and encodes 453 amino acids.
CCUACCUUGGCUCUUUUCGUCGCUCACGAACCACUCUCUCUAACAUGCGCCUCCUUCUCUUUUUUUUCUAGGUUAGGGAGAAUUCGAAUUUGGGAGAUGGCAGUGGGUGAAUGAAGGAAGAGAGACACAAAGGGAGAACAAAAAAGUCUGCCUUUUCUUUUUGGAUGGGCGUUGCAGGUGUUGAAGCAUAUGUCGGGAAGACCUAUGUUAUGUUCCUUUGUAACACAUCCUCAAAGCUUAUCAUCUUCAGAGAACCAAGGUGUAGCACGAUAACUCACCCGCUGUAAUGGCUUUCAUCUCGGGUGUCAACAUGAACUUCUCUCGCUACAUGAACGAUGAAUAUGAAAAACUCUUCAGAAGAAUGAAUCCGCCCAGAGUUGUAAUUGAUAAUGAAUCAUGCGAGAAUGCCACUGUUAUACGGGUUGAUAGUGCAAACAAGCAUGGAAUACUUCUUGAAGUUGUACAAAUUCUCACUGAUCUAAACCUCACAAUAACAAAAGCUUAUAUAUCCUCAGAUGGAGGAUGGUUCAUGGAUGUUUUUAAUGUCACUGACCAUGAUGGAAAGAAGGUUACAGAUGAAGCUAUUCUGGAGUACAUUCGAAAGUCUCUUGGCCCGGAGUCUUGCUUUAUGUCUUCCAUGAGAUCUGUUGGGGUCACACAAACUAUGGAGCACACUGCAGUAGAGCUAUUGGGAAGUGAUAGGCCGGGGCUGCUUUCAGAAGUGAGUGCUGUGCUAACCAAUCUCAAGUGUAACAUAGUGAAUGCAGAGGUGUGGACUCACAAUACCCGUGCAGCAGCUGUGAUGCACGUAACUGAUGAAGAAACAGGUUCUGCUAUCACUGAUCCUCAGAGGCUCUCUCUAAUUAAGGAGCUUUUAUGCAAUGUGUUGGGUGGUGGCAACAAAAUCAGGGGAUCUAGCAGCGUAGUCACUAAAGAAGUUAACCAUACUGAGAGAAGGCUUCACCAGAUGAUGUUUGCUGAUAGGGAUUAUGAACGAGUUGAUGAGGAGGAGGAGGAUGUUGAGGAGAAAAGUAGACCAAAAGUGACUGUAGUGAAUUGGUCUGAUAACGAUUACUCUGUAGUUACUAUCCAAUGUAAGGACAGGGCAAAACUUCUCUUUGACAUAGUUUUCACUUUGACAGACAUGCAAUAUGUGGUUUUCCAUGCAAGUAUUGAUUCUAAAGGGCCAGAUGCUUAUCAGGAAUAUUACAUCAAGCACAUAGACGGAUCCCCUGUAAAAUCAGAUGCAGAGAGACAAAGAGUGAUACAAUGUCUUGAAGCUGCUAUUAAAAGAAGAGUAUCAGAGGGUUUGAAGCUAGAACUAUGCGCAACAGACAGAGUUGGACUGUUAUCUGAUGUCACACGUAUCAUCCGAGAGAACAGCCUCACAGUUACAAGGGCAGAGGUGACAACCAAAGGAGGCAAAGCUGUUAACACCUUCUAUGUUGGAGGGGCUUCAGGUUGCCCAGUUGAGUCCAAAACCAUAGAAUCUAUUCGCCAAGCAAUUGGCAAUACUAUACUCAAAGUAAAGGGAAAACCUGAAGAGUUGAAACCUGCUCCUCAAGAUUCUCCAACUAGAUUCCUUUUUGGUGGUCUUUUCAAAUCCAGAUCCCUUGCUAACUUCGGCAUGGUUAAGUCUUAUUCUUGAGACUGAAUUAAACCUUCUUCCUUUCAUUUUGUACAGGAAAAAAAACGAUGAAGAUGCAAACUUUAGUAGACUUUCCAAAAGUUUCACCUUAGAACAAGUUUGACCUUAGUUUAGCAAGUAAAGCAUAAAAGUUGCCUUGUAAAUACCCCUUCUACGUCAGUUACUUAGCUCUCAUGAAUUGGAACGAUGAAAACGUAGAAAGCUUCAAUUCUGAAACGCCAUUGAAUUAGUUAUUAUAUGUAUAUAGAAUUUCCCAAGUAUGAUUUAGUCUUGGUUUAAACAUAAUUUUAGUUCCUAUAGUUA